Molecule: messenger RNA, 941 nt
Organism: Rubroshorea leprosula
Lineage: Eukaryota; Viridiplantae; Streptophyta; Magnoliopsida; Malvales; Dipterocarpaceae
Source: the annotation of a GenBank genome assembly
UAUCCAAAUCGAAUCCAACGUCCCCAGAGGAACACAACAAACUUAAAACUUGCCAUGUUUCGCUUACGCCACUCCUUCUUCCUCUCUGCGCUGCUUUUAUCCCUUGCAGCCAUACAAACCACCCAAGCAGCAGUCGAAUAUGUCGUCAACUACAACGCCGGAAGCAGCGGCGGAGGCGUCCGAUUCACCAACGAAAUCGGAACGGACUACAGCAGACAGACCCUAACAUCCGCCACGGAUUUCAUCUGGAAGCUGUUCCAGCAGAACAACGACGCUGACAGGAAGAACGUCCCGAAAGUCACCUUGUUCAUCGACAACAUGGACGGCGUGGCCUAUGCCGUCAACAACGAAAUCCACGUCAACGCCAAUUACCUCGGAAACUACUCCGGCGACGUCAAGAGGGAGUUCACCGGCGUGUUAUAUCAUGAGAUGACACAUAUCUGGCAGUGGAACGGGAACGGGCAGGCCCCUGGAGGGUUAAUAGAGGGGAUAGCAGAUUUUGUGAGGCUGAGAGCAGGCUACGCUCCGAGCCACUGGGUGCAGCCGGGGCAGGGCGACCGUUGGGACCAAGGGUACGAUGUUACGGCGAGGUUUUUGGAUUAUUGCAAUGAUCUUAUGAAUGGAUUUGUUGCGGAGCUGAAUAAGAAAAUGAGAAAUGGGUACAAUGACAGCUAUUUUGUAGAGCUGCUGGGGAAGAGUGUUGGUCAACUUUGGAAUGAUUACAAGGCCAAGUAUGGUGGGAAGCAGUAGUCAACGUUCGAUAUGAUUAAGAAUUUUUAUGGUUGUGGUUCUGAAUAAGUAUUAAUCUACCGUAAUAAAUAAUUGAUGAGUUAAAAUAAGGAACUUUCUUCUUAGUGUAUUUGGUGUUGGAGUUCCGGAGAUGACCUAAGAGAUAUAUACAUAUUUUAUGAAUUAUUAUAUAAUAAAAGAUAAUGUUUCUA